ACAAGAAGAUCCUGGAACUCAUGUCCAACAUCAUCCAGCUGCUGACUGGAGAGGAAUGGGACUAUAAAAAAAAAGGAAACAAGGACAUUGAAAUGGAAGGAAUGACGAAAAAUAACACGAUAGACCUGGUUGAUGAAAAUGUUUUUUCUGCAAACGGAGAUGUCAAAAUUACUGACAUUUCUCCAUUUAGACAUCGACUACCAGCCAAUGGGAUUAAGGAGGAAGCAGCCUCACAUGCAGGGAGGAACCAAUCAGAUUGCAGCAUUAAUUCACUUACAAAACAGAUACAGGAAACAGAUAAACCUACUCCUAUCAUAGGAUGCAGCCUGAAUAACCACUUGUCGGAUGAUUUAAAAGAGGAAGUGGCUUCAUGUGAAGGGAGGAACCAAUCAGAUUGCAGCAUUAAUCCACUUACAGAACAGAUACAAGGAACAGAUACACCUACUCCUAUCAUGGGGUGCAGCCUGAAUAACAAACCAACAACUAAUUAUAUUUCACAUGGAAUUAAAGAAGAGCCAGUGUCCUAUCAUGAAAAAAAUAUUCCUGAUUUCAGAAUUAUAACAAUUUCAGACCCAGCAGUGGAAAAGGGCACAUUUGCUAUCACUGGCCACAGCUUGGCAGCAAAUUACAUAUCAAAUGUUAUUAAAAAGGCACCUGCUUCAUGUGAACGGAGAAACCAUCCAGAUUGCAAUAUUAUUACCGUUAAAGAACAGAAACAAGGGACAGAUGCAGCUUCUCCUAGCUUGCGGUCCAGCCCAAAUAAUGACUCGUCAGUUAAUUAUAUACCAAAUGGUAUAAAAGAGGCAUCUGCUUUAUGUGAAGGGGGAAACCAUCAUGAUUUCAAUGUUAUUAUGGUUACAGAAAAUGUAGAAGGAACAGAUACGCCUAAUCCUAUUAUGGGAAACAACCCAAGUAACAGAUUUUCAGAAAUAAUGUGGGGCAAAUAUAGGACAAACGUGAAUAAAGACACAAGUAUGUCUUAUGAAAGAGAACAAUUCCUAACGGACAUCUAUAACUGCACUGAAUGCCAAAAAGGUUUUAUUAGCAAUGAGGAUCUUGUUAAACAUCAAGAAAGUCACGCGGGAGAGAAGCCGUGUAUUUGUUCGGAGUGUGGGAUAUGUUUCGCCCAUGCCUUAGAUCUCAGUAAACAUCAGAAGACUCACACCGGAGACAAACCCAUUAUAUGUUUGGAAUGUGGGAAAUGUUUUACUCGUCGCUGGUAUCUUAGUGUACAUCAAAAAAUUCACACCGGGGAAAAGCCACACUCAUGCUCUGAAUGUGGGAAGUGUUUUUCACGCCGCUCACAUCUGACACUCCAUCAGUUAAUUCACACAGGGGAAAAAACGUUCUGUUGCUCCGACUGUGGUAAAUGUUUUGCCCGUCGCUCGCGUCUCACCGUCCACCAGAGAAUUCACACCGGGGAGAAACCGUACUCUUGUUCUGUAUGCGGGAAAUCCUUUAGAGAACGAUCAGACCUGAGCGUACAUCUGAAAGUUCACACAGGGGAAAAGCCAUACUUUUGUUCAGAAUGCGGAAAAUGCUUUACACGUCGCACCAAUCUAGCAGAGCACCAGAGAAUUCACACCGGAGAAAGAACCUUCUCUUGUUCUGUGUGUGGGAAGUGGUUUACACGCCAGUCCCGACUCAUUUCGCAUGAAAGAGUUCACCAGACCCCAGCCUUAAUACUGAUACAGGGAUGGAAGCUGCACACACAGCCGCUGUUGGAAGAAGUGCCCCAGUGUGAGGAGACAGGGAGAAAUGAACAAACAAGGACGUGUGUACCCACCAAUUCCUUCCCCGGGGCCCAGCUCUACCGCUCCGGACCAGUCGUCUGCUUGCGUCACAGUCACGUGAGGGUUGGAGGCGGGGCUGACAAGAAGAUCCUGGAACUCAUGUCCAACAUCAUCCAGCUGCUGACUGGAGAGGUUGCCAUAAGGACUCAUCAUGUUUCCAUCUAUUUUUCCUUGGACGAGUGGGACUAUAUAAAAGGAAACAAGGAGCUUUAUGAGGAAGGGAUAAAGGAGGAGCCACAGCAGCUCCACCCACUGGACUGUGAAUAUGAAGAUAAGAGAGAUAUUCCAUCUGAUCUGGGAGGAACAUUAUGUUAUAAUAAUGAGACAAGCAAGAUCGGGGCUGAAGGAACAGAUUUUUGUGCCAAAGGAAAUCUCACAAUUUCUCCAGUGGAACAGCCCCCACCAGCCAAUGGGAUUAAAGAGGAAAGAGCUUCAUGUGCAGAGGGAAACCAAUCAGAUUGCAGCAUUAAUCCUUUUACAGAACAGAUACAGGGAACUGAUAAACCUACUCCUAUCAUGGGAUACAGCCUGAAUAACAGCUCAGCGAAUUAUAUAAAAGAGGAGGUUGUGCAAUGUCAUGAAGGAAACCAUUCUGAUAUGAGAAUUAUUACUGCUUCAGAAUCAAUACUGGAAACCAAUACAUCUGCUGCAAUGAUACGAUGCAACCUAAAUACCAGUUUGUCAGCUUCAUGCGAAGGGGGAAACCAAUCAGAUUGCAGAAUUAAUGAACUUACAGAACAGAUACAGGGAACAGAUACACCUACUGGCAAUAUAGUUCUGUACAUCUGUUCCGAAUGCCAGAAACAUUUUAGUACUAAGGCCGGUCUUGCCAGGCAUCAGAAAACUCAUUCAGUUUUUGUGGGUGAGGAAAAUGCAUAUGGGAGAAUUCACACAGAAGAGAAACCAUUCCCUUGUUCUGAAUGUGGGAAACGUUUUGCUCGUCGUCUCCAUCUUACUGACCAUCAGAGCAGUCACACAGGGGAGAAACCAUAUGCUUGCUCUCAGUGUGAGAAAUAUUUCACUCAUCGUUCCAAUCUUAACAGACACCUGAAGCUUCACAAAGGAGAAAAACCAUUUCCUUGUUCUCAGUGUGGGAAACGUUUCCCUUGUGUCUCGGACCUUAAUAUACAUCGCAGGGUUCACACAGGAGAGAGACCGUACUCUUGUUCUGAGUGUGGCAAAUGCUUUAAACAUCACUCAAACCUAACUAACCAUCAAAGAACCCACACAGGAGAGAAACCAUUUUCCUGCACUGAAUGUGGGAAAGGCUUUAAAGAUCGCUCAAGUCUUACUGUACAUCACAGAACCCACACAGGGGAGAAACCAUUUUCCUGUUCUGAAUGUGGGAAAUGUUUUAUCAAUCAGGCAUGCCUUAGGGUUCAUAAACGAAUUCACACAGGAGAGAAACCAUUCCCUUGUACUGAAUGUGAGAAAAGUUUCAGCGAUCGGGCUUGUCUUAGAGGCCACAAAAGAACUCACACGGGAGAGAAACCAUACAGCUGUAGUGAAUGUGGCAAAUGUUUCCGUGAUGGUGCAGGCCUUAGAGUCCAUAAAAGAAUUCACACGGGGGAGAAACCGUACACCUGUAGUGACUGUGGCAAAUGUUUCAGUGAUCGUUCAUGCUUUAGAACCCAUAGAAAAAUUCACACAGGAGGGAAACCAUUUUCCUGUUCUGAAUGUGGCAAGUGUUUUAUUCAUCUCCACGACCUUACCGUUCAUCUCAGGAUUCACACAGGAGAGAAACCAUUCACUUGUACUGAAUGUGGCAAAUGUUUUAAACAUAAUUCCCAACUAACUACACAUUCCCAGAUACACAAGAGAAAAAACACUUCAGAUGAUGGGGGGGCCCUGCAUGCCCCUGGCUCCGUCAUACAGAAGGAAAAUAACAAGAAUGACAAGAAGAUCCUGGAACUCAUGUCCAACAUCAUCCAGCUGCUGACUGGAGAGGUUGCCAUAAGGACUCAUCAUGUUUCCAUCUAUUUUUCCUUGGACGAGUGGGACUAUAUAAAAGGAAACAAGGACCUUUAUGAGGAAGGAAUGAAGGAGGAGCCACAGCAGCUCCGCCCACUGGACGGUGAAUAUGAAGAUAAGAGAGAUAUUACAGCUGAUCUGGGAGGAACAUUAUGUUAUAAUAAUGAGCCAAGCAAGAUUGGGGCUGAAGGAGCAGAAUUUUGUCACAAUGGAAAUCUCACAAACUCGGAAACUCCUCCAGUGGAACAGCCCCCACCAGCCAAUCGCAUUAAAGAGGAAGUGACUUCAUGGGAAGGGGGAAACCAAUCAGUUUGCAGCAUUAAUCCAUUUACAGAACAGAUAAAGGGAACAGAUACUCCUAUCAUGGGAUCCAGCCUUUCUCAUUUAGGAAUAAUUAAAAUUACACAGCCAAUACUGGGAACAUUAUCUACUCCUAUGUUGGGGUGCAGCCAAAGCAUGAAUUUACCUGCUAAUUAUGUAUCAAAUAAAGACUCGACUUCAUGGGAAGGGGGCAACCUUUCAGAAUACAGAAUGAUUUCAAUACCAGGAGCAGCUACAGUUGCUAAUGAUUCCAAACAAACAGUACAGGGAAAUCUCACAAACCCUCAAAUGUCUCCAGUGGAACAGCCCCCACCAAACAAUGGGGUUAAAGAGGAAGUGGCUUCAUGGGAAAGGGAAAACCAAUCAAAUUGCAGCAUUAAUCCACUUACAGAACAGAUACAGGGAACAGAUACACCUACUCCUAUUAUGCAAUACAACCCCUUAAUAACACAGGAUAAUAAAGAUGAUCAAAGAACUCGAACACAACUUAAAUAUCAUCACAGACCCCACACAGGAGAGAAACCAUUUCCUUGUUCUGAAUGUGGGAAAUGUUUUGGCAGAUCAUCAUCUCUUACUGUCCAUCAACGAGCCCACACAGGAGAGAAACCUUAUUGUUGCUCUGAAUGUGGGAAAUGUUUUUCAACUCAUUCUAUCCUUGCUCGUCAUCAAAUUACUCACACAGAAGAGAAACCAUUUCCUUGUUCUGAAUGUGGGAAAUGUUUUGCCACUUCAUCACAACUUACUGUCCAUCGACAAAUCAACAGAGAAGACAACCCUUAUUCUUGUUAUCAAUGUGGGAAAUGUUUUAGCAGAUCAUCAUACCUUAUUACACAUCAUCGAACCCACACAGGAGAGAAACCCUAUUCUUGUUCUGAAUGUGGGAAAUGUUUUGCCACUUCAUCACAUCUUAAUGUCCAUAGACAAAUCCACAGAGAAGACAAACCUUAUUCUUGUUCUCAAUGUGGGAAAUGUUUUAGCAGAUCAUCAUACCUUAUUACACAUCAACGAACCCACACCGGGGAGAGACCCUAUUCUUGUUCUGAAUGUGGGAAAUGUUUUGCCAGAUCAUCUUCCCUUAUUGAGCAUAAACAAACCCACACGGGAGAGAGACCCUAUUCUUGUUCUGAAUGUGGGAAAUGUUUUUUGAAACAAGGUCAGCUUAAAAAUCACCACAGAACCCACACAGGGGAGAAACCUUUCUGUUGUUCUGAAUGUGGGAAAUGUUUUACACAUAACCAUAGUCUUAGAUCAUACAAAUGCACAUAGGAGGAGCAGAUUUUUGUGCCAAUGGAAAUAUCACAAACCUUUAAGGAGGGAACCAAUCAGAUUGCAGCUUACAGAAAAGAUACAGGGAACAGAUAAACCUACUCCUACUGUGCAAUACAACCCCUUAAUAAUGCAGGAUAAUAAUGAUUAUGAUGUCAAUAUGUUCCCACAUGAAUCUCGCGUAACAGAACAGAUUCUUCAAAAAAGAGACAUUGAUAGACACCAAAGAAAUCAAACAACUAAAAUAUCAUCAUAGAACCCACACAAGAGAGAAACCAUUUCCUUGUUCUGAAUGUGGGAAAUGUUUUACCAGAUCAUCAGACCUUA
Molecule: messenger RNA, 5678 nt
Organism: Xenopus laevis (African clawed frog)
Lineage: Eukaryota; Metazoa; Chordata; Amphibia; Anura; Pipidae
Exons: 10
Coding region: 21-5351 (1776 amino acids)
Source: RefSeq, a predicted model, not a curated record